AUGACGACACAAUCAAGCGCCGAUCCGCAGUCUCAGCCAUCACGCGAUUUCUUUGCUUCCUCCCCUUCCGCAACGCCGUCCUCGCCCAUCAAGAGGAGCUCUCAGGCGAGACCAGCAGACGCCCCUUCAUCCUUGUUGGCAUCCGAGCUGCAAGCACCAAUUAACGGAGAACAGCAUGAGGCACGGUCGGGAGACGAAGAUCCACCCACGGAAGCAGACCAAGGCGAAGUGCACGCUGAAGUGGAUACGGACGACUUCAGUAUCGUAGGCUCGGUUAAUUCUACUGCUGCUGCAACAGGCUCUCCUGUGCGAAGACAGCAGCCUCGUCGAGCAGCUGCACUGAAUGCCAAACCGCUCUUCUUGGCUGACGAUGACGAAGAGGUCGCCGACUGGGCUGAUCGGCAAGAGGGAGAGGGCGAGGGCGAGGAGGAAGCCAGCGAUGACUUCUUUUCCACACAGGCGCAAAACGACAUCAAGGUGCCAGCUCGACCGAAAGCACGCAGCGACGACGAGGAGUUCCUCCCUAGCUCUGAAGCAUUGCAUCCACCCUCGUCUCCGAUCCAGACAGCGCGUAAGCGGUCUCCUAAGCUGGACAGUGGUGAUCCUGACGCAAUAGGAUCAGUAAAACGAACAAGGCGGGUCUCGCCAUUUCCAGAGAAGAUCUCACCGGCCCCGCGUCGCCGUUCGCCAACUCCUGAUCCACGCCUCCGACACGAUGCUUUCGAACGUCGUUACCUCGGCACGUUUGUGCUUUCAGCCUGGUCUCUAUCGAAAGGCUCAUCAUAUGUCCAGCCCGGCGAUGGCGUGCGCAUCUUUCGUCCUCGGAAGAAGACCGCUACCGAGCCAAGCAAAUCCACCUCCAAACUCAUGAAUGGUGGUGUCAAGAACGGCAAGCAGGCCAAACUCAACUUUGGAGGCGGAGCUUCUGCGGGUUCCAGCAGCUUUUUUGGAUCCAAGCAAAAGUCCAAGGACAAAGAAGACUUUAUCGUGCGCUUCAGCAACAUGCGCGGCUUCGAAGUUGGUCGUCUGCCUCUCGAGGUGGCCACAUGGAUGUCCAAGCUCAUCGAUACAGGCAUUGCCGAGUUUGAGGGUGUCGUCGUCGACUGCCCGGCGUCGCUCACCGUUGGGUGCGACAUUAUCCUGCAGGUCAAGGCGUACAUCAAGUUUGAUGCGUUCUUUUUGACUCUGCUGGGAAACCGGGAGGUCGAUGAGCAGAACGACGGAUUACGACCAGAGACGGCCGAGUCGGAUCUCGAGAAGACGCUUCGCGAACGAAAGAUCAGCUUGCUGCGCAUGUUUCGUGUCUGCGACCUCAAACCCAGCCUCAGCAACUCGAUCCUCAAAUCGCACAAGGCGAGCGACGAUUUUUCUAGCGAGGCGAUGUUGGAUCAGUACGGUGGCGACAUCGAAGACUCUGUCAAGCAUGGGGGAGGACAAGCAGCAGCCGCAUCGUCGACGCAGAACGGUGCGGAGCUUCCCCCUGCAGGUGGUGAUGCCGUAUUAACGGCCAUCGACAUUGACACCGACGCCAUUAAUGGCGCUCAGGAAGACGGCAUUGCCGAUCAGUUGCUGAAUGCCAAACAGCAGACAGACGGCGAAGCAGAUGCAGAGGAAAACGACGGCACUGAGCUCAACCUCAAUCAGCUCGACGAGGUCUACCGCAAAGCUCAAGCCAAUGACGCGCAUCUGCCAGAGGUCGAGCCUCCAGAGUCGUUUUUGCUCACACUGCGGCCUUAUCAGAAGCAGGCGCUCGGGUGGAUGAAGAACAUGGAAAAAGCACCGGGUCACUCAUCGUCUCAGGGCGACGAGGGCUCCACCACACAGCAGCAGGGCGGCAACAGCGGAGAGCGAAGUCUCUCGCUUCAUCCCCUGUGGGAAGAGUACGAGUUUCCACUCGACUAUGACAACCCAGAAGCCAACGAGCGGUUGGUUCUGAGCCCGACACGAAUGUUUUACUUCAACCCGUACACAGGCGAUCUGAGUCUCGACUUUCAGCGCGCCAGCAAGGGCUCGCGAGGAGGUAUUCUGGCCGACGAGAUGGGUUUGGGCAAAACAAUCAUGGUCGCGAGCUUGCUGCAUGCCAACCGCACCUCGGAUCCGGGCGAAGAGAGCGAAGCUGAAGACGAUGCGGGGGACGCAGGUGAUGAUGGCUUUACGAAGCGCAAGGGAUCGGCGAAGCAGACGUCGCUCGCAUCUGCGUUUGCUGCCUCGACUUCCAGUGUCGAUCAGCGUAAAGCACUGCUCAAGGCGUCGGUGUCGAAAGGCAGAGCGUCGUUGGUGGUGGCGCCGAUGAGCUUGAUCGGCCAGUGGCGCGACGAGCUGAUUCGUGCCUCGGCACCUGGCUCCCUGACGCCCGUACUGUACUAUGCAGACACCAAAGGGGACCUUCUCGCGCAGCUCGAGUCGGGCAAAGUCGACGUCGUCAUCACAUCGUACGGCACACUUGUCACCGAGUAUCGUCGCUUUCUCGAUGGCGGUGGAGCCGCUAACCGCCAUCUCUCCAGCACUGCGCCCCUCUACUGCAUCGACUGGCUGCGUGUCAUCCUCGAUGAAGCACACAACAUCAAGAACCGCUCCACCAUGAACGCCCGUGCCUGCUGCGACCUUGUCUCGCGUCGACGCUGGGCGCUUACGGGCACGCCGAUCAUCAACCGCCUCACCGACCUGUUCAGCUUGCUCAAAUUUCUCCGCGUCGAACCCUGGGGCGACUUUAGCUUCUUCAACAGCUUCGUGUGCAAGCCGUUCCAGGCAAAGUCCACCAAGGCGCUCGACGUGGUGCAAGUCAUCCUCGAGUCGGUGCUGCUACGCAGGGAGAAGCGGAUGAAGGACAAGGAUGGCAAACCCAUCGUGCAGCUGCCGCCAAAGACGAUCGAGAUGCGUGAACUCGAGUUUACGGAACUGGAGCGGAGGAUCUACGAUAAUGUCUACAGGAGGGCGUACUUGCAGUUUGCGACGCUCAAGGCCAACGGGACGGUAACGAGGAACUUUUCGGUCAUCUUCAGCGUUCUGAUGCGGUUGAGACAGGCCGUGUGCCAUCCGGCGUUGGUGUUGAAGGCGAGUAAGACGAAGGCGAAGCAAGUGGAGGGCGGCGGUGCGGUGAUCAAUGCUAGCGAGGGAGCGGUGGGUGAGGAGCCUGAUGCGGAUGCGGUCGAGUUUGGCUUCGAUGCCGAGUGCGCAGGUGAUAGUACGCCGGGUACCGAAGACCUGCGCGACCUCGUCGCUCAGUUCCAGUCCUCCUCCACUGACGCCGACGGAGACGGAAACGAUGUGACGGCCAACUACUCGAAAGCUACUGUUGACCGGCUCAUCCGCGAGAUGCAUGGUGACAGCGCUACGGCGGAUCUUGGAAGGGAGACCGAGUGUCCGAUCUGUUUCGAAGAUCCGCAGGUGGCGCCGUGCUAUUUGCCACGCUGCAUGCACAGCGCGUGCAAAGGGUGUCUUGUCGACUACUUGCGACAGUGCAAAGAGAAAGGCGAGGAAGGCGCGUGUCCGACGUGCAGGAUCGGGCCUGUGGACGAAAGGGAUUUGAUCGAGGCAAUUCGUACGCGGCCUGCGACGCCGCCCGGCAGCGGCACUGCGACUCCCACCGGCCAUACGGGCGACAAGCCUCACCCGGCCGUCGGCUCUGUCCCUUCGAUAAUCUACGUGCGCAACAACCUGCGCUCGUCGACCAAAGUCACUGCAUUGCUGGACCACCUUAACACCCUGCGUGCAACCGAGGGCCCGUUCAAGGGCGUGAUCUUUUCGCAGUUCACAUCCUUCCUCGACCUCAUCGAGCCGGUGCUCACGCGGUACCGGUUCCGGUUCCUGCGACUGGACGGGUCCACGCCGCAAAAGGUGCGCGAGAAGCUGCUGGUCGAGUUCCAGUCCCCCUCGAGCGGCGGUGGCGGGGAUGAGACGCUGCUGUUCCUCAUCUCGCUCAAAGCCGGCGGCGUGGGGCUCAACCUAACUGCAGCAAACAAGAUCUGGCUCCUAGACUUCUGGUGGAACUCGUCGAUCGAGAACCAGGCCAUCGACCGCAUUCACCGCCUCGGCCAGACGAAACCCGUCAGCGUCUUCCGCUACCUCGUCAAGGACUCGAUCGAGAACCGCAUCCUGCUGAUCCAGAAGCGCAAGGACAUGCUCAUCAGGCAUGCACUCCAACAGAACGCCGACGCUGACGCCGACAAGGGCAAGAGCGAGACGCUCCAGAAUCUCGAAUUGCUCUUCGGCGAGUAA
This is a messenger RNA of Sporisorium graminicola, 4218 nucleotides long. RefSeq lists its product as uncharacterized. NCBI's taxonomy places the organism in Eukaryota, Fungi, Basidiomycota, Ustilaginomycetes, Ustilaginales, Ustilaginaceae. The coding region runs from base 1 to 4218 and encodes 1405 amino acids. The record is from RefSeq and is a predicted model, not a curated record. The transcript has a single exon. Gene Ontology annotation, molecular function: hydrolase activity, acting on acid anhydrides, in phosphorus-containing anhydrides; ATP-dependent chromatin remodeler activity; nucleic acid binding.